Messenger RNA from Cimex lectularius (bed bug), 1410 nucleotides. RefSeq lists its product as uncharacterized. The record is from RefSeq and is a predicted model, not a curated record. The transcript is spliced from 6 exons. Gene Ontology annotation, cellular component: nucleus. Gene Ontology annotation, biological process: poly(A)+ mRNA export from nucleus. Lineage: Eukaryota; Metazoa; Arthropoda; Insecta; Hemiptera; Cimicidae. The coding region runs from base 266 to 1105 and encodes 279 amino acids.
CCCGUCUAUGAGUCACGGUUUUGAUAAGGGAACAGUCCGUUGGUGGCUGUUACCUCUUUUAACACCGUAGGGGGAUCGUUGCGCCUCGAAGAACGUUGAUAUUUUUGAUAAUCCACAGACGUGAACCGACUUGUGUUAUCAGAAGAAAGAAGAGGAAAUUACUUUUUUAAUUUCUGUUACUGGAGGGGAAAAAAGCGUGGAUUGGAGCUGUUUUGGUAGAUUUCUCUUGUUUCUUUGACUUAAAGGAAAAACAACCCAAGCGGACAUGUCCGACGCCGGGCCGGAAGAGUCGACGGACUAUACGAAAAUGAAGGUGCCUGAUUUAAAGAAGUUGCUUAAAUCGCGCGGUUUGUCAACGGCCGGGAACAAGCAGGAGUUGAUCGAUAGGCUACAGAGCAGCGAAGCGGCGGCGGAAGCGCUGCUUGAAGGGAGCGAAGUAGGCGACCAUUUUGAUGAGGACCUUGAGAGAGAGUUGGAUGAGACGCCGUUGGAAGACUCGCCGCAGAAGCUAGGCGACGCGCCUGACCUUACAGCCGAGGAUAUAAAACAGGAUGAUGUGUCAAAGUCGGCUGCCGACGGCAAGCCAGACUCUGCCAAGGACAAUAAGACCGAACUCGAAGACAAACAUGUUAAGGUGAAUCUCAAGAAUGUCGCCCUGUCGGACGCCGCAAGAAAGAAGGCGAGGGCUGAGCGAUUCGGAUCAAACGCCAAGGCUGUGCCGGCGGACGUCUUGGCCCAGAGGGUGGAAAAGUUUGGCCCCAAGCCGUCGAAUAGCACACUCACAAAACAGGCAGACAGCACGACUUCUAUAGUUACCACGACACAGGCGAAGGCAACCACACCAACAAGUGACGUUCUCAAAAGGCGAGCUGAGCGUUUUGGCAUACUGAGCCCUGUAGAAGCAAAGAGGCAGCAUCUUGAAAAGCUGCAGGCUAGGAAGAUGAGGUUCUCCCAGACGCCCGCCUCCACCGACACAAAGCCAACUACGACUACAUUGGCGACAGCUGAAGCUGUUACAGUCAGCACGCCUGUCCAGGUCGACGGUGCCAUUUCGUCUGAAGAGAGGAAGCGCCUAAGAGCGCAACGGUUCAAGAUCACCGUCUAACCGAACGUACCCGACAAUUUUUUUUUUUUAUUUUUUUUUUAGAAAGAGAAAAAAAGAGAACGUUUUAUAUUUGUUUUUGUUUUCUUUUUGUGUGUUUGCCCUCGAAUUUGUAGUACCCAUUGAUUUUUUUUUUUUUUUUAUUGUACAAAAUCGAAGGUUUUUCUUUAAUUAAUCUUUUCAUUUGUGUGUAAAUUUUUCUUUUCUUUUCAACUCCCCGCAUUUUCUGCUUUGUUGUAUACGCUUGUACAUUGUAUUAAUGCUGCAUUACCACAAAGCCCUUUUUUUAUAUAAAUUUUUCUUUUUUA